Molecule: messenger RNA, 1128 nt
Organism: Penicillium samsonianum
Lineage: Eukaryota; Fungi; Ascomycota; Eurotiomycetes; Eurotiales; Aspergillaceae
Exons: 1
Coding region: 1-1128 (375 amino acids)
Source: RefSeq, a predicted model, not a curated record
AUGAUCACGCAAUGGCUCGUGUUCUUUGCGCUCCAUGUUUAUUUCGUCCUGGGAAACCAGAUACCACUCAAUUCAAAGGGCAAAUGCCUUGCUGAGUCAGAUGUCCAGGGCGAUGCCAGCUGGAAUGUGUGUUGUGCCAAACCACCGUUAGUCGGCACAGAGUCGGUUGGCACUUUUCAGUUCAGAUACACUUGCGGAAAGUUUUCAAGCGGUCAAUACGAAUCCAAAGAGGCGAGAAGUGCCCAAAUAUGUGCCCAAUACUGUGCGGACGAUCCCAAGGCUACAGUAGCCAUGUGGAAAAAGAAUAGUGCCAGUGGGAUGUGUUAUCUUGUCCGUGGUGACAAAUAUACUCUUGCCAGCUCGCCGACCUUCCUUUUGCUCGAAAAAAUGAAUAAGAUCGUCAGUCCAUCAACACCGCCAGUUCUAUCACCAGAUUCAAAAUGCAAAGGUGCCCUUGCUCUCUGUACAACGGAGCUAGAAGCUGCGAGUGAGAAGCUGCAAAGCAUUGGGGCGAAACUCGACGAGACAGCAAGAGCCAACGAGACUUGUCAUUCCAAGAUAGCCAAAGCCGAGAGUGAUCUCUCGGAUUGUCGGACCAAGUCCAAAAUCCAGUCUGAUGAAGAUAAGAAAACAAUCGAUAACCUGAGGGAUCAGCUCAAGGCAACACCGACGGAACAAUGGCACGUGCCACAGGAACUCAACAAUAAAAUCAUUGGCACGAAGAUCCACGACAUCUGUCCCCAGUUCCACGAACAACUAUUCGAAGUCACGGGCGCUCGGAAUGUCAAACACAAAUGGCGUAUCUACUGCAACUCCGAGCUCAAGGGUAGGAGCUGGUCAGUUGGCGCCGAAUAUGACAAGUGGAGAACAGGCACCAUGGAACCCUAUACUUCCUUGUAUAACCUUGAUGAUUUGCGAGAGGCAGCCCGGGCCAUUACAGUCGGUUUGAGCUGGAUUGAAAAGACACCAGCGAAGGUCAGUUAUAAAACUUGGUGGCCGCGAAGUACCGGUGGGGGGUACCACCAUCUACGAGGAUUUACACAGACUAACUGGACAAUGGGCCCGGAGGAAAAUCCCAGCAAUCACACGGUUCUCCUUCGGGUUGAUCCCUUUACUUAUGGAAGUUAA